GAAAGACUUCAGUGGUGUAAACAAGACUUCUCCUCAAGAUGCAAGAACUGGUUGCUUUGAUUCUUCUUAGUACUGUUUGUAUUAUAGAAACUGCAGAAGUUCCUCAUUUGAUCUCCACAACUGAGAGUAAACCUGGUGAUAAUGUUACUUUUUCCUGUAAAUCGCCUACGGAUCACAGAUUCAGUCAGUGGUAUAAACAGUCUCCUGGAAAGAUGCUCCAAACAAUUGCUACAGGAGUUUAUAAAGCAAUUACAAAAACUGAGACAUUCAAUAAUACUCGUUUCCAAUUUCAUAGAGAAAACAAUGAGAUGUUUCUUACCAUACAUUCAGUUAAAAAAGAAGAUGAAGCUGUAUACUUCUGCCAGAGUGGAACUGAAUUUUUACUAACUGUUCAUAAUGGAUUCCUCUUGGAUGUAAAGGACUGUAAUCAACAGACAUCUGUCUAUGUGGAACAAACUCCAGAGGCUGCAGCGGUCCAGCCAGGAGACACCACGACUCUCCAGUGUUCCCUUUUUUCAACGAAUAGUGAAACAAGACCUCAGUGUCCAGAAGAAAACUUUGUUCACUGGUUUAAAUCUGGAUCUGGAAGCUCUUAUCCAAAUAUCAUUUACACUGCAAGGAAUUACACAGACGAUGCAGCGAAGAGAAGCUGUGUCUACCGCCUCUCAAAAACAUUAGAGAACUCCGCUAAUUUUGGAACUUACUACUGUGCUGUGGCCAUUUGUGGAGAAAUACUGCUAGGUGAUGGAAGUAAACUGGAAACCAAACAAGACCCAAGUGUUCUUGUACUUGGGGGACUGUUGGGGUGCUGUGUGGUUGUGAUUAUCAGCCUUAUCUUCUACAUAAUUGGAAGGAGAGUUUCUGACAGUUCUAAAGCAAUAGGAGGAUCACAUCAUGCUGAACUUGAAACUUCAACUAUUUAUCAAACAAGGAACUUGGACAAAGAAGAGAAUUUGACCUAUGCAGAGGCACUGAAUUUCUCUGCAACAAAUGUGAGAAACUGCAAGAAAGUGAAAACAGAAUGUAUGUAUUCUUCUGUUAGAGCAAAGUCACAAAAACAGCAGCAGCUCUGAUUAGAGCUGCUGCAGUAUUUGCAUCAGUCAACCAAAAGCAGAUUAAAAGAUUAGUCAAGCGCCAAAGAUUUUUGGCGCAAUCUUUAACAUUUUUAAGGAUGUUUGUCUGUUUCUUUGUGCAAGAUAUUUCAUGCCUGCUCAUGUCAACUUGCCAGUUUCUGAAUAUGUCCAUUCUUAUAUUUAAGACCUUCAGCUCACUGAAAACAUAAUUGUUUGAUAUUAACAGGUUAUUUUAGUUAUCACUUGGUGAUAAUAAAAUACAACAUGUCUUUGAAAGUUGAAAAAAAAGCAGUUUGUCAGGGAAACUUGUGAUCUUUUAAAAAUAAUAAACAUUUAGAAAGUUCUGAUUCAACAAUUACAAAACAAUAAAUUACCUGCAAAUAUGUUUUUUGUGAUGUAAAACUGAUUAAAUACUUGAAUGAGAAAGUUUGGUGUUUGUUUUCCAAUCAAUAUAAACUCUGUAAAGUGUUUAUUUUUAGGGCUGAUUUAAAGAGAAGACAUGUCAGUACUUUGCAUUUCUAUUCUAACUUUAACACUUUUGAUUAAAAAUUAGGGUAAAAGAGACUGCAGCAAAAAUGAACAUGAUGGACUUUAUCUUCUCUCACUGAUUGUUUAAAACCCACCACAAUCUUUUAUAUUACAACAUAAGUAAUAAGUAAAGAACAAAUGACAAUUUCAUAAUGAAAUGCUCGAGAAAUUUUUAUGAAUUCACUGUUUCAAACUACGUAUGUCUAAUUCCUCUGUGCUUCAGUGUGAAGCCCAUAUUAAAUGUGACUCUGAAAAUAUCCAUCUUAAUUGUUGCUAGUUUCUUAAAAUAUCAAGUUUCUAAAUCAAAUUUCAAAUUUAUUUGUUCUUAUCUACCAAAUGUCAGACAAUCUGGCAAUAACUUCACUAGAUGAAUACUAGAGGUUUUUCUACAAAUAAAUCUCAGCUCUGGAUUUGUUAAACAAAUAUGCAGUUAAAUGUAAAGAAGAUGAUCUCUACUCACUGGUCAUGUGUUAGAAAAUUUCUUAAUAAAGAUGUUAUUUGUUUCUGAGUAUUAAAAUGUCUUAGAAUGUUUCUUGUGUUUUGUUCUAGUUUCUUUGUCAUAGCGUAUUCAAAUAUUUUAAUAUUAAAGUGUCCUGUACAUGUA
This is a messenger RNA of Xiphophorus couchianus (Monterrey platyfish), 2205 nucleotides long. RefSeq lists its product as uncharacterized. Gene Ontology annotation, biological process: response to bacterium. The coding region runs from base 39 to 1073 and encodes 344 amino acids. NCBI's taxonomy places the organism in Eukaryota, Metazoa, Chordata, Actinopteri, Cyprinodontiformes, Poeciliidae. The transcript is spliced from 6 exons. The record is from RefSeq and is a predicted model, not a curated record.